UAUAUUAUCUUUCUUCGAAUAAAAGGGGCAAAAUCCUUCAAACAUCCUUCAUUCUACUGAACGAACUUGAAGAUUGUAUGUUAAUUUCAAACGCUUUAAACGUAAUCAAUAAAUCAUUGCCCAUUGACAAACGUGCACCAAAAUGAAAACAGCGGUGACGGUGUUGCAAGAGCUGAUGAUCAAGUUAGGUCAAUUGCCCAAUUAUGAAUGCAUAUCUCAAUCGGGUCCACAACAUCAGGCCACAUUUGAAUACAGUUGCACAGCAUAUGGGGUUACAGUAACUGGACAGGCACGCUCUAAAAAGGAAGCCAAGCAAGAGGCAGCGCGACGAAUGCUCAUGCAACUACACUCGCGCGGCAUCUCUGUGCCACCGCCUUUCGCUUCGCCACCCUCGCCGCCGCCUCCUUCGCCACCCUUACCCUCAGAUGACCCUGCCUUGGAAGCAGGUCCGUCGCGAGGCGCCUGUGGCACCACCGGAGCUCCGGCUGUAGACUCACGUAGCUAUGUUGCACUGUUAAAAGAGCUAUGUGAAGAAUACCGACUGGGUGAGCCGGAAUAUGAGCUAGUGAGCGACACAGGCCCGCCGCACCAGCGUCGUUUCACAAUGCGUGCGCGCCUGCGCAUGCACGAGCGACAGGCCACCUCUACAACAAAGAAAGCGGCGCGACAGCUCGCCGCGGAACAACUAUACUCCUAUCUGCGGGAAAACCUUGCAAGACUCACUGGAGAUUUCGUGGAGGAAGAAGCAUUGGCACGGGCUCACGAGAAGCGAUCCCAGGAAAAGCGCGCUGCAGAAGCUACUUUGCAGCGCGUCGUAGAACGCUGCGAGUCUACGCCCUGGCGUCACGACCUUGGACAACGCCUCUCCAACUAUCACCUCGGUCUGCUAACACACAUUGAUGAAGAUCGUAGAACCUUGGGAGUGCAGGCAUUGAUUGCUACACAAAGCUCUGAACCAGAGAAGUCGCUGGAGUCGGUGUGUAUUGCGCUGGGCCUGCGCGUCGAGCGCCCUAAUUUGUCAACCUCCGGACUUACCGUUUUUCGCCUGACGCCGACCUCACCGACGCUCGCCUUCGCCGGGCGCGAACCGACCGCUGCAGCCGCCACUGCGCUGCGCUACCUACGCCGUACGCUGCUGGUUUCUGCUUCCAGCGCGGUCUGCUAAUUUUCUUAUGACUGAUAAUAUUGAUCACAUGAUAUCUUUAUUUUGAUAACCAAUUUCAUUAGCCAUGAAUUGUGACUUUUGUUCACAUUUAAUGCUAUGAAUAGAAUACUAAGUUAAAGAAUCAAUAAAGAACAUUACAAAGUAAUUGUUAAUUUAUAAUUUCUUUCAUGUAUCUUCUUCAAAAAAUUAUAUAUUUUUUAAUAAUUUAUACUAACAAAUGUAACAUUGCAACAAGUAUAUUUUAUAUCAAC
This is a messenger RNA of Nymphalis io (European peacock), 1416 nucleotides long. RefSeq lists its product as uncharacterized. Lineage: Eukaryota; Metazoa; Arthropoda; Insecta; Lepidoptera; Nymphalidae. Bases 143 to 1165 code for a protein of 340 amino acids. The transcript is spliced from 6 exons. The record is from RefSeq and is a predicted model, not a curated record.